AGAUAAUGCUCGUCACGAUCAACCGGCGGUAUUCCUUCUUCAGAUAAAAGAACAAUAGUUUAUUAUAUUUACAAUCUAACAUAUUUUUGGAGUGACGUGACUUAAUUGAAUUAUGAAGUAUUAAGGAAUCUAUCUGUUAUACUCAUGAAUAUAAAAUAGAACACUUAUCGAUAAAAUCGGAGUUGUCGUUUAUUUGUAUUGAAAGUGUUGAUGAAAAUCUAUUUGUUACUCAAAUGGAGGCUAAUAUAAAGGAAUCCGAAGCGCAGGGCUACAAUCCCUUUGAACAUCGGCAAGUUAAGAAGCCAAAUUCUUUUAUCAGAUCGUUAGGUAAUUUACUAAAAGCAUCGCUGGGAUCCGGCAUCCUCGCUGUACCGCUGGCAUUUAAAAACUCAGGAUGGGGUGUAGGGAUUAUUGGGACUGUUAUAAUAGCAUUCAUAUGUGGACACUGCGUUUAUAUAUUUGUUCAAGUUUCUAGGAAUUGUUGUAAAGCUGUCCGGAAACCCCUUCUGAACUACGCAGAAACAUGCAAAGUAGCCUUUGCUAUCGGACCCAAGAAACUGAGGCCUCUGUCUUCGGCCGCCGGAGCCUUCGCGGAAUUUUCUUUAGUUUUCACUUAUAUUGGAGUUUGCUGCAUAUUCACAGUGUUGAUAGCUGAUUCAAUAAAACAGCUCUUCGACCAAUACGUGCCAGGGUGCAUAUUGUCAGUGCAGUAUUACUGCCUGAUAUUAAUAGUCCCGCUCUGUCUAAUGGUACAGAUACGAUAUUUGAAAUGGCUGGCUCCCCUCUCUUUGAUGGCCAACGUUUUACUUAUAGCAACAUUUGGAAUUUGCAUCUACUAUGUAUUCAAAGAUGAAAUUACGAUAUCGGACAAACGGGUGGUUGGACACGCGUCUCGAUUCCCCGCAUUUCUUUCAACUGUCAUAUUUGCUAUGGAAGGAAUCGGUGUGGUAAUGCCAGUGGAAAAUAAUAUGAAAAAACCAGAACAAUUCCUCGGGUGUCGAGGUGUUCUGGUGAUAGCCAUGACUUUCGUAAUGCUACUGUAUUGUGUUCUGGGGUUGUUUGGAUAUUUUAGAUACGGCGACGACUUGCAGGGAUCUAUUACAUUGAACCUGCCCAUGAAUGACUGGCCAGCAAUUUGUGGAAAGAUUUUUAUAGCCAUAUCGAUUUUGUUCACGUAUCCCUUACACUUCUACGUUGUAACAGAUGUACUCACGAAAUAUGCCGAACCGAAUAUUAAAGAAAAGUAUAGAAAUUUAGCACAAGUUAUUGGGAGAAUUGCAAUUGUAUGUCUCUGCGGUGGUAUCGGCAUAGCACUGCCAAUGUUGGAACAAAUCAUUAAUAUCGUGGGCGCGCUCUUUUACUCAAUACUGGGCCUUAUUAUUCCUGGAAUUAUAGAGACCAUCAAUCGAUGGGAACACCUUGGCAAAUAUAAUUGGAUCCUGUGGAAGAAUAUUCUUAUUGUAUUAUUUGGCUUUUGUAGUCUGAUAUCUGGUCUUACAGUAACGAUACUUGAUAUCAUUGAAAAUCUCAAUAAGAAAAAUGAAUAAAAU
Molecule: messenger RNA, 1550 nt
Organism: Vanessa tameamea
Lineage: Eukaryota; Metazoa; Arthropoda; Insecta; Lepidoptera; Nymphalidae
Product: proton-coupled amino acid transporter-like protein pathetic
Exons: 8
Coding region: 234-1547 (437 amino acids)
Biological process (GO): amino acid transmembrane transport
Molecular function (GO): L-amino acid transmembrane transporter activity
Source: RefSeq, a predicted model, not a curated record